Aphidius gifuensis is the source of this 4638-nucleotide messenger RNA. RefSeq names its product adenomatous polyposis coli homolog. Gene Ontology annotation, biological process: negative regulation of canonical Wnt signaling pathway; nervous system development; Wnt signaling pathway. Lineage: Eukaryota; Metazoa; Arthropoda; Insecta; Hymenoptera; Braconidae. The transcript is spliced from 4 exons. Gene Ontology annotation, molecular function: beta-catenin binding; microtubule binding; gamma-catenin binding. Gene Ontology annotation, cellular component: cytoplasmic microtubule; catenin complex; beta-catenin destruction complex. The record is from RefSeq and is a predicted model, not a curated record. Bases 249 to 4499 code for a protein of 1416 amino acids.
GAAUACUCUAACUAAGCUACACAAAAAAAAAAAAAAAUAUAAACAAAAACAACAUGUGACUUUGGGCACUCGUCCCACUAGCGUCAUCACUGGCAGAAAAACGUACUGACUUGCUCCAUUCUGUGAGCUUCAGUGAAAUUCGAGAGAUUACCCUCCUUAUACACCUCCAUGCUGCUGUCAAGUCAAUAAUAAUAUUUAUGAUUUACAAAAUAAGAGUACUUAUUUUGUAAAAGCAAGUAUUAAGUGUAAUGAAAAAAAUGUCAUGGAAUACGGAUCAAAAACUUGAUCCACAUAAAAAUCUUGAUGAUAAUAAUCUCGAUGUUCAUGAGACAUUGCCGAUUAGUAAAAUAGAUGACGACCGACGAAAAUUACCAUCAUUGUAUCAUGGUACUUGGCCAAUGGAAAGGGAUCUGUGGAAUGGUAACGAUAGUUCAGCAGUUGUUUCAAGUGUUAUGAGUUUCACAUCGAACACAUCAAAUGGACUGAACUCAUCGAAACAACAAAAAGAUGCUGGAAAAGGAGAAAUAUUUGAUCCUAAAAUGGAUGUUAUUUGUAGUUUAUUUGGUAUGCUGUUAGGCAAUGCAAGUGGCUGUGAAGAUACAACUACAACAUUAUUGUCACUAAGUAAUUCAACUGAAAAUUGUUUAAAAAUGCGAAAGUCAGGAUGUCUUCCUCUGUUGGUUCAGCUUAUUCAUUCUUCUGAUCAAAGUUUGUUAGUUCGUCGACGGGCAUCAACAACGCUUUUCAACAUUGUCCGCGCAACCCAAGAUCAAACUCAAGCUCGCCAAGAGCUCCACGUUCUUGAGUUAGUCGAACAACUUCGAGAUUACUCCCAGCAUCUCCUAAGUAAUUCUGAAAAUUGCAAGGAAUCGCCGCGUCACCCAAUAACAGCAUUAUCAAUGCUUACAAAAUUGUCGGUCGAUGAAACUCAUCGUCAUACGAUCUGUCAUAUGGGAGGUCUACAUGCGAUUGCUGAAAUAAUAGAACUCGAUCAUCGUGAGCAUGGUUCUCAAUCGACAGACGAUAACUGCAUUUCAUUGAGAAGAUUUGCUGGUGUAACAUUGACAAAUCUAACAUGUGGUGAUAGUAAAAAUAAGAGUAUUCUCUGUUCAUUUGGUGAAUUUAUAAAAGUUUGGGUAUCACAAUUCAACAGUAAUAAUGAACACCUUCGUCAAGUUACUGCAAAUGUACUGAGAAAUUUAUCAUGGCGUGCUGAUGCAACAUCAAAACGUAUUCUACGCGAAAUGAAUUCAGUUUCAUAUUUAACACACGCAGCAUUACAAAAUCCUCGUGAACCAACACUUAAAUCAAUUUUAUCAGCAUUAUGGAAUUUAUCAGCUCAUUGUACGAAGAAUAAAGUUGAUAUUUGUAUUAUUGAUGGUGCAUUAGAAUUUAUUGUUGAAAUGAUUAGUCUUGAAUCACCAUCAAAAUUACAAAUUGUUGAACAUGCUAGUGGUAUAUUGAGAAAUGUAUCAAGUCAUAUUGCAAUGGAAGAAAAAUAUCGUAUUGUAUUAAGAAGUAAAAAUUGUAUACAAGUAUUAAUAAGAUUAUUGAAGUCAACAAAUAGUACAAUAAUAAGUAAUGUGUGUGGUACUUUGUGGAAUUUAUCAGCACGUUGUCCAGAGGAUCAAAAAGAACUUUUAAAUUUAGGUGUUGUUACAAUUUUACGUGAUCUUGCUGUUUCACAGCAUAAGAUGAUAUCAAUGGGUGCAACAUCAACUCUAAAAAAUUUAUACGAUGCUAUAAAUAAUUCUCGACGUCAAUCAUCGAAUUUAAUAGCAUCUGUACCUUCACAAAAUAAUACAAGUAUAUCAAAUAUACCCGUUAAUAUUAAAAAUAUUCGUCAUAUUGCUAGAGUGAUUAAUAAAAGAUCGCAUUCUGUUGAAUCAACACCUGUAAAUGACCCCGAAGAGCGUCCACUAUCUAGUUUUUCAUGGCAUCAUCAAUUUUAUAGACAUCCUUCUAGGUCUCUGGAUGACGUAGAGCCCAGUACAAAUGAGAAAGCUCCAGAAAUAAUUGAAAAAUCAGAAAGUAAUCAAACCGAAGUUGUUGAUUAUCAGAAGAGUCCUUACUCUGAAAGACGAAAAGGAUCACCCAUAGGUUCACCAUAUUUUGAGCGUCGACGAAAUAACAGUGGCCCUUAUGAAAUAGAAGGUGAUGAACCAGUUGACUAUAGUCAACAGUACCUUGAAAAAAAUCAAUCAAAAACAGAAAAAAAUAUAGAAGUGCAAUCACAAAAUGACGAUAAAUCUUUUCCAAAAGAUAAUCCAAAUAUAUUUGGUGAUUAUGCAGAGACAGAUCUUGAUCAACCAACAGAUUAUAGCUUAAGAUAUGCUGAAGAUGAUACUGAUGACGACGAGAAACCGUCAACUCAGUACUUUACUCCAACUGAACAAGAAGACACUGUAAAAACAUAUUGCACAGAAGGAACUCCAUAUGAGACACCAUUUAAUUUUUCAAAUGCAACAUCAAUGUCAGAUCUUCGUUUGGAUGAGACAAAAGAUAGUGAAUCUUCAAAAAAAAUAAUGAAAAAAAUAACAAAAAUGGAAAUUAAGCAAAAAAGUUUUAAAGAAGAAAAAGAAUUGAAUACUGCUGAAACAACGAGUUCGAAUAAAAAUAAUGAAAUCUUGGAGACAAACUGUCAGGAAAAGACUAUUUAUUAUUAUGAGGAGGGAACACCAAGACGACUUUCUCCAGUUAAUUCACUGAGUUUCUUAGGAAGUUCUCUAGACAAUAAAAAUGAUGCAGAGGUAAUUGACCUUCCCGAAGAUUUAAUUCAUAAAAAAGAUAAACCAGUCAAGAAAGAAGACACCGAAGAUACUGUGGGCACUUCAAAUGAACAAAGUCCACAAAAACAAAAUGACAAAGAAGGAAAAGUGGUUACAUUUGGUAGUGAAGAUCAUUAUGCUGAAGAAACACCACUGAUGUUUUCAAGAAGUAGUUCAUUUGGUUCAUUGAGUGGAUUGGAACAAAUAUCGAUUCACGAUGAUAGAAGUUCAAUAAUAAGUGAUUUUAGUCGUCGAACAAGUGGUGUCGUUUCACCAAGUGAAUUACCAGAUUCACCAACUCAAACUGUACCACCAAGUCCACGUUAUAAAAACUCAAUUGACUAUUCCUUUCGUAAUAAUGCCCGAGGUCUUCCAACGUUUUCUAAAUACACAGUUAUUCAAAGACCAAGAAAAAGUAUUUUCGAUGAUCAUACUGAAGCUUUUAAAGAAGAAUCAACACCAAUUGAAUUUUCAGCCGCAACAAGUUUGAGCUCGUUGACGAUUGAUGAUGAUAUGAAACAUUUUAAUGUACUUGAAAUCGAAAAAAAAUGUGAAACACAUGGAGAGAAACCAACAAUCAGUUUGCCAAUAAGAUUUUUAGAUAUUGAAACAGAAGAUGUUUUGGCUAAAGAAAAAAAAAAAGAUACCAAUCGACAAUACCAAAAUCAGAGUGAUGGUGAUGAGGAGGAUGAUGAAAACAUACUCGCUGCUUGCAUCAAUAUAGGAAUGCAAAACAACAGAUAUAGAUCACUUACGAAAAAAAAUGAACACAAAACACAAACUUAUCCAACAUUGGUAUCUAAUUUAAUUCGUUAUCAAACAAGUUCCACGUUAGACAGACUUGAGUUGGCUAUGUUCGAGCCAAGAUCAGGUUCAUCACCGCUCAAAACAAAAUUACUCGAUGUUCCAACUGUCUCAGACAGUGUUCAUGUUUAUUGUACUGAAGAUACCCCUGCUGAUAUAUCACCAGCUGGUUCCCAGUCGAAUUUAUCAGCCUUGUCAAUGCCAAGUAUUAUUGAAGAUUUUGAAAAACCCAAUGAUGAAUCUGAAACUAGAAAUAAUCUUUCGGAUAGCUCUGAUAGUUCAAUUUUGUUCGAUGAUGAUGAUGAUGAAAAAAUAUUAGAUGAAUGUAUUCAAUCGGGUAUGCCAAAGAGAUCAAGUCCAUUUAGAACUCUGUCUUUGGUUGUCAAUAUUCACGAAAACUUGCCAAUUUUCAUAAAAAAAGAUAAGUGUUGUUCACAAUCAGUGAUUGAACAUCAUGAAGAAAGGUUUAAUAUUUCGUUUGAUGAUAGUCCGAAUCAAUCUGAUGAUGAUGAUGAUGCUAUCCUUGCUAAGUGUAUCGAGUCAGGGAUGCCAAAAUCAACAAUUUUAUCCACUAACCCAUCAACAUCGACAUCUAGGUCUAUUGAUACAACUAAAAAUAAUUUGAAAAGUGAACAGACAAAGUCACUUGGUUCGGAGGAUAGUUUGAGUCUUUCGAAUGAUGAAGAAGACUUGAUUCUUGAGCAGUGCAUCAGAUCGGGAAUGCCAAAGGCAUCAACUUCAACUUCUAAUUAUUCUCAAAUAUUAAAAGACGACUCUAGAAGAGUUUCUAAUGUAUCAAUAUCUUCACCUAGAAAUUAUUCUCCAAGGAAAGUAUUAUUGGAAAAAGAUUAUCCAUCAAUAGAAAUAGAAGACGAAAUUGCUAGUUAUGCUGAUAUUUCUGAGUCAAUUAAUCUAAAAUUUGAUUAGAUAUUAAAUUUAGUUUUUGAAAAUUAAUUACUUCAGUAGAAUCAUCGUUAAUCUAGAUAUUAAAUAAUUUAUAACAACUAGUAUCAAUUCUGUGAUUUAAUUUUUCUCAAAUAAAACGGUGAUUUAAAAAAACUAAGAU